AUGGGCAGUCUCAUCACUCUGGCAACCUCCUUGAAUCAAUGGGCCCUCGACUUUGAAGGAAACCUCGAGCGAAUAUUGACAAGUAUUGCUAUCGCAAAGAGCAGGGGUGCAACAUUGAGAGUAGGGCCGGAACUAGAAAUUACCGGAUAUGGAUGCCUUGAUCACUUUCUGGAAGGCGACACUGUCAAACAUUCAUGGGAAGUCCUGGCCAAAAUACUGGCAUCGGAGGAGGCAAAGGAUAUUGUUUGCGACAUUGGAAUGCCUGUCGUUCACAAGGACGUCAUCUACAAUUGUCGAGUUAUCAUUUAUAACAAGAAGAUCCUCCUUAUCCGCCCCAAGAUGUGGCUAGCCAAUGAUGGGAAUUAUCGAGAACUGCGAUUUUUCACCCCUUGGACGAGGUAUCGACAAUGGCAGGAUCAUAAACUUCCCAAGAUCAUUCAAGCUCUCACAGGACAGGACAAAGUACCUUUUGGCGACGCAGUGAUCAGUACUCAAGAUACAUGUAUCGGCGUUGAAAUGUGUGAAGAAAUGUUCACUCCUGCGAGUCCUCAUAUUGAUAUGGGUUUGGAUGGCGUUGAAAUCUUCACGAAUUCUAGUGGUAGUCACCACGAACUUCGCAAACUGCAUACCCGAGUCGAUCUUAUCAAGGGGGCGACAAAACAGCACGGAGGAGUCUACUUGUACUCCAACCAGCAAGGCUGCGAUGGAGACCGCCUGUAUUACGACGGAUGUGCUAUGAUCGUGGUCAACGGAGAGGUCGUCGCUCAAGGAUCUCAAUUUUCUCUGAACGACGUGGAAGUACUUACUGCCACAAUUGAUAUCGAAGACGUGCGAUCUUAUCGUCUGAGGCAUAGUCGUAACAUGCAAGCAGCACAAGCAGAAUCCUAUCAUCGAAUCGAAGUAGAUUCUGAUCUCUCGGAAAAGGUACCACUAGAAGAAGACGUGUCAAGAUACCGGGCAACGGAAGCUCAGCAAGUCAGAUAUCACAUUCCAGAAGAAGAGAUCGCUCUCGGUCCGGCUUGUUGGCUAUGGGACUAUCUUAGACGUUCACGAACACAAGGCUAUUUCUUGCCCUUGAGUGGCGGAAUAGAUAGCUGCGCUACUGCCACGAUUGUCUAUUCGAUGUGCCGAUUGGUAGUCGAAGCGGUAGAGGGGGGUAAUUCACAAGUUAUCGCCGACGCGAGGCGAAUCGUUGGAGAACCAGAGGGUUCUGAUUAUGUUCCUUCAGACCCCAAAGAGUUCUGUGGCAGGAUUUUCCACACCUGUUACAUGGGGACGGAGAAUUCCAGCGACGAGACGCGCCAACGAGCCAAGCAACUUGCUCAGGACAUCGGGAGCUACCAUAUUGACCUCAAUAUGGACACCUUGGUUUCUGCUGUUGUCAGCCUGUUUGGAUUCGUUACUGGACGUACACCUCAGUUUCGUUCCCAAGGAGGCUCAAAUGCCGAGAACCUCGCGCUACAGAACAUCCAGGCCAGACUCAGAAUGGUCAUAUCCUACCUCUUCGCCCAGUUAUUGCCCUGGGUGCGUGAGCGAGCCGGCGGGUUGCUUGUUCUAGGAAGUGCCAAUGUAGAUGAGAGUCUUCGCGGGUAUCUUACCAAAUACGAUUGCUCCUCAGCCGAUAUAAACCCCAUCGGAGGAAUAAGUAAAACGGACCUCAAGAAGUUUAUUGCAUAUGCUAGGGACGCUUUUAAUUUGGAGAUACUGGAUAAGUUCUUGAACGCGGUUCCAACUGCAGAACUAGAACCUAUCACGGAAACUUACGUCCAAUCAGACGAGGCCGAUAUGGGCAUGACUUACGACGAGCUAUCCGUGUUUGGACGGUUGCGUAAGGUCGCAAAAUGUGGACCCUACAGUAUGUAUAUCAGGCUCACCAAGGAGUGGGGGGCUUUCUUGUCGCCGGCACAGAUUGCUGAGAAGGUUAAGCUAUUCUUCUUUGAGCACGCGAGGAAUCGCCAUAAGAUGACUACGCUGACUCCCGCCUAUCAUGCCGAGUCGUAUAGCCCUGACGAUAACAGAUUCGAUAUGCGUCCCUUCCUCUACCCUUCCCGCUUCCCAUGGCAGUUCAAGAAGAUUGACGAAGAAGCGGCCCGACUUGAGGAGCUUUCCAGGACUGACAAAGGAAAAGAACAGUAG
Marasmius oreades (fairy-ring Marasmius) is the source of this 2136-nucleotide messenger RNA. RefSeq names its product glutamine-dependent NAD(+) synthetase (gene QNS1). Bases 1 to 2136 code for a protein of 711 amino acids. The record is from RefSeq and is a predicted model, not a curated record. Gene Ontology annotation, biological process: NAD+ biosynthetic process. NCBI's taxonomy places the organism in Eukaryota, Fungi, Basidiomycota, Agaricomycetes, Agaricales, Marasmiaceae. The transcript is spliced from 18 exons. Gene Ontology annotation, cellular component: cytoplasm. Gene Ontology annotation, molecular function: NAD+ synthase (glutamine-hydrolyzing) activity; glutaminase activity; ATP binding.